CACUUCUGAAAAAUUAUAAUUAUAAGAUUUUAUUUCAUCAUCAACAACAAUAUUGGAACUUGUAAUAUAGCAUUUGAUAUUUAUUAGUAUUACAUUAUUUAAUACACUCGAGAAAAGCUAUUCAGGUGUUUGAAAGCUCUAUGUGCUCCAAAUCGAUUUGGCUCGAAGAUAAAAUUAUUGUAAAGAGAAUUGCAUUAGAGUACAUCGAUCCCAAUAAUUUAUUGAAGUAUAAGCUUGUCAGAAAACACGUACAACAUGCGCAACGAGAUUACAGCAGCGGUGCUGUUCUUAGUACAGCUGAUAGAAAAAAGCGAAAAAUUUAGUCCUGAUCAGUUAGAUUGCUUCCAACGACGACUAGUAGAACUAUUGAUGGAACGUUUCAAGAACCAUUGGUUUCCAGACAAACCUUUUAAGGGUCAAGGAUAUCGUUGUAUACGUGUUAAUGGACAUAAUCGAAGAGAUGCUACAAUAGAAAGUGCUGCGAAUGCUGCAGGUGUUAAAUAUGAAGAUUUGUCUUUGCCAGUUGAGCUAACAUUGUGGGUUGAUCCUAAAGAGGUUUGUUGCAGAUUUGGAGAGAGUAAAGGCUCAUAUUGUACAUUGGCUUCGUUUGAUGAUAAAGAACAUAUAGUACCUCUUAUAACACAGCAUAUUGAAAAUGCUAAAAAAGAAGAGAAACAGAUGAAUGAUGAGAAAUCUGUUUCUACUUCCACUACUACAAAUCUACUUCAGAAAUCAAAAUCAAUAAUUUCAACCAAUCAAGUUCAAACACAUUCAAAUAACAAUAACAUUAGCAACAACGACAACAACAAUAGUACUAGCAACAUAAAUAACAAUAAUAACAGCAUCAACAUUAAUAGUAGUAGCAGCGGCAAUAAUAAUAACAACAGUAACAGUAACAAUAUCUCUAAUAAACGACGAAACUUGAACAGUCCGAGGCUACAUUUGAACCGAAAUCGUUCGUGGUUUAAUCAUUCAUUUAUGGGUUAUGGUCCUCAUCCAAUGAAUCAGCCUUGGUACAAUAUUAUGCCGCCUCAUUUUCUCGGUGGUCCUUCACCUCCACCUUUUAUUAGUGGACAUCGGGCGAGCAAGUGGAUUCAUUCGUCCUCCUAUCCAACGGGACCCUCGCGUUUCCAUCACUGGUCGCCUAAAGCAACCCUUAAAGUGUGAACGAACCUGCCAAAUUAACCAAUGAUUAACAUCUAAUCUAUUGCUGGCAUCAGACAUAGUCUGGAUAAUUAUUUCGAAAAUUUUUAUUAUAAUACUAAACAUAUACUUUUUCCGUUCAUUAUAAU
Messenger RNA from Ceratosolen solmsi marchali, 1292 nucleotides. Its product is annotated as protein BTG3. Gene Ontology annotation, cellular component: nucleus; cytoplasm. The transcript has 3 exons. The record is from RefSeq and is a predicted model, not a curated record. The coding region runs from base 256 to 1167 and encodes 303 amino acids. Lineage: Eukaryota; Metazoa; Arthropoda; Insecta; Hymenoptera; Agaonidae.